Molecule: messenger RNA, 1245 nt
Organism: Pomacea canaliculata
Lineage: Eukaryota; Metazoa; Mollusca; Gastropoda; Architaenioglossa; Ampullariidae
Product: 39S ribosomal protein L4, mitochondrial-like
Exons: 10
Coding region: 83-1066 (327 amino acids)
Biological process (GO): translation
Cellular component (GO): ribosome
Molecular function (GO): structural constituent of ribosome
Source: RefSeq, a predicted model, not a curated record
UCACUCUCUGGUUCUAAUCCUCUGCGCAUGCUGAGUGCAGAGACCGGACACCGCUGCUCUCGAGUCCUUAGUAGCUUGUACAAUGCUUUGUACGGGUCUUUCAAGGCUUUCUUCUUUAAGUUUAAUCACACGCAGUGCAGCAACAUUCAUCAAUAAGAGUUGCUUAUUCUGUGGGAGGCCAUAUAGUCAGGUAACUGAUCUGGAUUCCCAUCGUCAUCAUCAUGCAGAAGAUAAAAGAGAUAUACCCAGUGAGCGAUCUUUGCCAAUCAUCACAUCCAGAAAACUAGAGUACCCAGUACCUUAUGUUGAAACCAAACAGGCAUGGCUGGAAUCACUGAGCACUCUUGAGGACCAGAAACUUGGCAUGAUAGAUCUUCACCCGCAUGUUUUUGGAAUGUACCCAAGGAUUGACAUAAUAACGCAAAAUGUCCAUUGGCAGAUGAAGUAUAGGACAAUUGACUACACAAAGUCAUUGUCCCGUGCAGAGAAAAGAGGGGGUGGAAGAAAACCUUGGCCACAGAAAGGACUUGGGAAGGCUCGACAUGGAAGCAUAAGAUCACCUAUUUGGAAAGGAGGUGGUGCUGCUAUGGGACCGAGAGGACCAAAGAGUUUUUUUUACCUGCUUCCACUGCAUAUCAGAACUCUUGGUCUGCAGUCAGCUCUGUCUGUUAAGUAUGCCCAGGAUGACCUUCAUAUUGUGGACAGCUUAGAAAUUCCCUCAAAAAAUCCAGAGUUUCUGCAGGAACUUGCAGAUGUACGAUUCUGGGGAGACUCUGUGCUUUUUGUAGAUGAUAAUGACACUAUUCCCAGAAAUAUGGCAGUAGCCCUGAGUCAGAUACCCUACUUCAACGCCAUGCCAGUUUAUGGUUUAAAUGUUUACAGCAUGCUGAAACAUGAGACAUUAGUUCUCACAUUGGCUGCUGUGGAACGCAUUGAAGAGAGACUGUUGUUUCACAUGCACAGAUCACAAAAAGAGGAGAAGUACUUCGCAGGAUAUAUGUCAGUUGAUGCUUUUGAUGCUGAGACUGCCAUGAGGAACUCUACUGCUUCCAAUAAAAUCUUUUGAGAAAUCUGUGUUCUUGAUUGGAGGGAGGCAGGAUGCUUUUCAGCUGCUGCUUUCUCCAUUCAUAAUCUCAGCCAUGAAACUUCAUGUAAACAUAAAUUUAACAGGAAGAAGCAUUUGAAACACAUUUGACUUGUGUGCACUAAGAAUGGAGUAAAAUAAAUAUCUCUUUAAAGUGCAAA